ACUGACGCUGGCGCAUUUCUUUACACACUGCGCUCCUCUACCUGUCGAGUGGGACCAAAUCUGUGCGUUAAGGGACCAAAGCGACCGUAAAGGGCCGAGAAAUCCAACGGAUAUACAUGUAUACAGUUUUUAUCCGCAGCUAAUAAUGGAUUCAUUCUUUUUUGGUCUGUAGAUUAUCUACCACCGUUACGAGAAGAAUUCCAAAGAAAAGAUUUUUGACUACCAGCCAGAGACAUGGACUGGAAAACCUUCCAAGCCCUCCUCAGUGGGGUGAACAAGUACUCCACGGCGUUUGGCCGGAUAUGGCUGUCAGUGGUGUUUGUGUUCAGGGUGAUGGUAUACGUGGUGGCGGCGGAGCGAGUCUGGGGUGACGAGCAGAAGGACUUCGACUGCAACACCAAGCAGCCCGGCUGCGCCAACGUCUGCUACGACCACUUCUUCCCCAUCUCCCACAUCCGCCUGUGGGCCCUGCAGCUCAUCUUCGUCACCUGCCCGUCCUUCAUGGUGGUGAUGCACGUGGCGUACCGCGACGACCGCGAGCGGAAGCACAAAGCCAAGUACGGCGAAGACAGCAAGCUGUACAACAACACGGGGAAGAAACACGGGGGCUUGUGGUGGACCUAUCUGAUCAGCCUCUUCGUCAAGACGGGCAUCGAGGUCGCCUUCCUCUACAUUCUCCACCGGGUCUACGACAGCUUCUACCUGCCAAGGCUGGUCAAGUGCGAGGUGUCGCCCUGCCCCAAUCAGGUGGACUGCUACAUCGGCCACCCGACUGAAAAGAAGGUCUUCACGUACUUCAUGGUCGGAGCUUCGGCCCUCUGCAUCAUCCUCAACAUCUGUGAGAUCAUUUAUCUCAUCUCCAAGCGCAUCGUGCGAUGCGCAAACAAGAUGAAAAGGCGCAACCACAACAUUGCCGUGCACCACAACGACCACAAUGACUACAACGACGACCCCUUCAACAACUGCGACCGAACCACGUCGAGGCUCGACUUCAAGGACAAGCCUCCGUCCUUCAGGAGCGUGGCGUUCAAGUCUUCCUACAAGCCGUCUGCGCUGAAACUUGAGGAGAAGAUUCGGGCCUCUGCUCCCAACCUGAGCACCGCUACAUAAUCAUGGCUAAUAUUGGGAACAACAAUGACCAACAGCUCAAUACAGGUUGGAUUCUAGUGACCUGAAAAAAGCAGACUCAGAACUAUGAGCCAUGAGCUGUGUGUCAGAGCCUGGAGGUUGACUCAUCAUAACUAGAUUCAUCCUGUGGGCCCUUGUGUCUAUAACUCUCAAGAAGCGUAUGGACUUUUCACGUUUCCAAGUCAACACCCACAAUAUUUACAAGUCAAGAGGAGCCAAAAUGAUUGGUUGCCGUUGUAUGGUUUUUGAUUGCGGUAGAGUAUGUGCCUUUUCAGCGUCACCUCUAUUAAAACAUUCCAGGAGAGAGGCCCGGCCUUUUUUGUGAUUUCAGUUUUGACACGGAAAUUGUGACACGAGGAGGCUGGACACACCUGGUAGAGGUAUUCAUCCGCCCUACCAGUGUCUACAGUGGUGUGUCUGAGCGCUCCAUUGUUACUGAGUGUUUCUCGAACGCUUCAGUGAUCUCCUAUGUUUAAUUCUAACUCAUAUCAUGAUGUCGUUGUCUCAAUAUUAUGCCAUGGUAAGCCCAAAGUCAGUUAAGGACUUGGUAAACAAUUCUGGACUGGAGCUUGGAUGCUCCACGGUGAUACUUGAAGGUGUGCAAACUGUCACAAAAUGAGGUUUUGUCGCAUUUAUUUCUCAUAUAAGACCAAAUACAGAUCAAAAACGCAUAUAUUGUUGCUUUGCUUCAUCUGAAACCUUGCCCGGGGUACUCGCAGGGCUUCAGGCAGCCACACGUUGUACAUAGAGUGCCUGUGUUUUGACAUGCUUGUACACAAUCUCGCCUGAUCCAGGACCACUGUUGAUUUAAAUAAGUUGAAAGGAAUGCUGCUGUAUAAUUCUGUGUUGGUAGAGCUGGAAACAGUGGAGGGAGUGAGGGAACAAGUAGACGGCACAUUUUACUACUUUUUAGGAUUUUGUUUUGUUGCUGUUGUUGUUGUGAGUCAAAAAACUUUGGCUCACCAUUGUGGACAUCAGAUGGAAAAGUAUUUUCUGCACUUAAUAUUUCAUCUCUAUGGUUUUUUUUUUUUUUUUUAUAAAUGUAAAUAUAUUAAAUCUAUGUGUUGUA
This is a messenger RNA of Mugil cephalus (flathead mullet), 2197 nucleotides long. RefSeq names its product gap junction protein beta 3 (gene gjb3). The record is from RefSeq and is a predicted model, not a curated record. Gene Ontology annotation, cellular component: connexin complex. NCBI's taxonomy places the organism in Eukaryota, Metazoa, Chordata, Actinopteri, Mugiliformes, Mugilidae. Gene Ontology annotation, biological process: cell communication. Bases 235 to 1110 code for a protein of 291 amino acids. The transcript has 2 exons.